Vidua macroura (Pin-tailed whydah) is the source of this 1147-nucleotide messenger RNA. RefSeq names its product basic salivary proline-rich protein 2-like. The transcript is spliced from 4 exons. Lineage: Eukaryota; Metazoa; Chordata; Aves; Passeriformes; Viduidae. The record is from RefSeq and is a predicted model, not a curated record. The annotation marks the transcript as partial.
CAUGGCCGCGCUGGCGCUGCCGCUGCUGCUGCUGCUGCUGCUGGGGACCCCCAAAAGCGACCCCAAAACCGCCCAAAAUCGGCCCCAAAUCCGGCCCGGGACCCCCCAAAAACGGCCCCAGGAGCCCCCCGGGGCUGAGCCCGGAAUUGCCAAAAAUCGCCCCAAAAACCCGCCCGGGGCUGAGCCCGGAAUGCCCCAAAACUGCCCCGAAAAUCGCCAAAAUUGCCGCGAAACGCCCCAAAAUCGGCCCGAAAAUCCCCAAAAUCGGCCCGAAAAUCCCCCCGGGACUGAGCCCGAAACCCCCCAAAAUCGGCCCAAAAAUCCCCAAAAUUGUCCCGAAAAUCCCUCCGGGAUUGAGCCCGAAAAUUGCCAAAAUUGCCCCGAAAAUUCCCAAAAUUGCCCCGAAAAUUCCCAAAAUUGCCCCAAAAAAUCUGAAAAUUGCCCCAAAACCUCCCAAAAUUGCCCCGAAAAUCCCCCCGGGACUGAGCCCGAAAAUUCCCAAAAUUGCCCCAAAAAUUCCCAAAAUUGUCCCAAAACCCCCCCCGGGACUGAGCCCGAAAUCCCCGAAAUUUGCCCCGAAAAUCCCCAAAUUUGCCCCAAAAAUUGCCCCGAAAAUCCCCAAAUUUGCCCCAAAAAUUGCCCCGAAUCCCCCCCCGGGCCUGAGCCCGAAAAUUCCCAAAUUUGUCCCGAAAAUUCCGGAAUUUGGCCCGAAAAUUCCCCCGGGAGCGACCCCGAGAACGGCCUGCUGGUGCUCACGGUGGCCACCGAGCUGACCGACGGCUUCGGCCGCUUCCUGCGCUCGGCGCGGGCCUUCAACUACAGCGUUAUGCCGCUGGGGCUGGGCCGGGGCUGGCGGGGCGGGGACCUGGCGCGCAGCCCCGGCGGGGGGCAGAAGGUUCGGUGGCUGCGGGCGGCGCUGCGGCCGCUGCGAGCCCGAGGAGACCUCGUGGUGCUCUUCGUGGACAGCUAUGACGUGCUGUUCGCGGGGGGGCCCCGGGAGCUGCUGGCCAAGUUCGGGGGCCACCGGGGCCGGGCUCGUGUUCGCCGCCGAGGGCUUCUGCUGGCCCCAGGAGGGGCUCGCCCCCCCUGUACCCCCCCAGCCCCCCCCGGCGGGAAACCCUUCCUCAACUCCCGGGGGUACGGGGGG